Molecule: messenger RNA, 447 nt
Organism: Colletotrichum truncatum
Lineage: Eukaryota; Fungi; Ascomycota; Sordariomycetes; Glomerellales; Glomerellaceae
Source: RefSeq, a predicted model, not a curated record
AUGGUCUCCAUCUCCGAAAAGACCCCGACCUCGCGCGUCGCAAAGGCAGUAUGCACAGUAACUUUUUCCUCCGCGACGGCCCUCCGCCUCGUACGCGCGAGCCAGAUGAAGAAGGGCGACGUGCUAGGCGUGGCGCGCAUAGCGGGCAUCAUGGCCGCGAAGCGCACCCCGGACGUGAUACCGCUGUGCCACCCGAUUCUGCUCUCCCACGUCGGCGUCGAGCUGGAGCCCGCGUCCGAGGCAGACGACGAGACGGUGUUGAACGUCGAGGCGACGGUUACGUGCGACGGCAAGACCGGGGUCGAAAUGGAGGCCAUGACGGCUGCCUCGGCGGCCGCGUUGACCGUGUAUGAUAUGUGCAAGGCCGUGGAUAAGGGGAUGGUGAUUGGGGGGUUGAGGGUUGUCUUGAAGGAUGGCGGGAAGAGCGGGCGGUGGGAGAUGCCGUGA